UUUGACGUAUGAGGUAUAAGUAAACGACCUUGUAUCCAAACGUUUCGAAAUAAAACUAAAUAAUUACAUCUUCACAAAUCAGUAUAUUAGCCAGACCAGCAUCGCAAUGAAACUAAUCAUCAAAAUCCUUAAAGGAGAUGAGUACAUUAUUGAGACUACCGAAGAUGCGACAGUGCUAGAUAUCAAAAUUGAACUGGAAAGACAGAGCUUAGUUCCCGUCGAACACCAGAAGCUACUUCUAGUAGGUAAAACGCUCUCAGAUGAGAAAUCAAUCGCCUCUUACGGUAACAUAAAGGAUGGAACUAAGCUGACCCUGGUCGUUAAGAAACCCGACUCACUGCGGGAAGCUAUCCUGAGGCAUUUCAAAAAGUAUCUCCAAGAGGACCAGUCACAGCGUCUGACUAGUGAGUUUAUGAAGGAUUUCGACAGUAAAAUACAACAGCUUAGUUUGGAUGAUUUGGAAAAGAUUGCAAGUGAUAUCCUGGCCAAAAAGGGUCAACGUGUAUGACUAUAAUAAAAACUAAAUUGUACUGACCUUGUAGAA
Wyeomyia smithii (pitcher-plant mosquito) is the source of this 544-nucleotide messenger RNA. Its product is annotated as ubiquitin-like protein 4A-B. Gene Ontology annotation, molecular function: protein binding. Gene Ontology annotation, biological process: post-translational protein targeting to endoplasmic reticulum membrane. The record is from RefSeq and is a predicted model, not a curated record. Lineage: Eukaryota; Metazoa; Arthropoda; Insecta; Diptera; Culicidae. The transcript has 2 exons. The coding region runs from base 107 to 508 and encodes 133 amino acids.